Messenger RNA from Aspergillus glaucus CBS 516.65, 684 nucleotides. Its product is annotated as high-affinity Cu transporter CTR3. Gene Ontology annotation, cellular component: membrane. The record is from RefSeq and is a predicted model, not a curated record. Lineage: Eukaryota; Fungi; Ascomycota; Eurotiomycetes; Eurotiales; Aspergillaceae. Gene Ontology annotation, molecular function: copper ion transmembrane transporter activity. The transcript has 3 exons. The coding region runs from base 1 to 684 and encodes 227 amino acids. Gene Ontology annotation, biological process: copper ion transmembrane transport.
AUGGAUAUGGGCGGAAUGGACAUGGACAUGGGCACGGGAUCGUGCAAGGUGUCGAUGCUCUGGAACUGGGAUACUAUUGAUGCGUGCUUCCUCGCUAAAUCAUGGCACAUCACCUCGCGCGGGAUGUUCGCGGGCUCGUGUAUCGGGGUGAUCUGUCUCGUGCUGAUCCUCGAGUUUCUGCGACGAGUUGGGAGGGAAUAUGAUGCGUUUAUCGUGAAGAGGGCGAGACUGCGCGCGAAGUUCCUCUCCCCUUCUGCUUCUACAACUGGAAACGGAAUCGGUGGUGUUGGCGCCGGCGGGAAAUCUUCGCCUUCAUCGUCGAACUCGAAUUCAUCGUCUGCUUUACAUCAACAACAGCAAUCCCAAUCCCAAAACCAGGAUACCAAAACAACCGCAACACCCAUCACAACCCAACCGCAAACGCAGACACAAACCCUAGGAAAUGAAAACGGAAGCGGGAUAAUCCGCCCAACGCUCAUCGAACAACUCAUCCGCGCUCUACUGCACAUGCUGCAAUUCGCCGUGGCGUAUUUCAUCAUGUUGCUUGCGAUGUACUUCAACGGGUAUAUUAUCAUAUGUAUAUUUAUCGGGGCGUUUCUGGGCGCAUUUAUCUUUUCGUGGGAGCCGUUGGGGCUUGCGGAGAAUGAGAAUGAUGCGACUGCUGUUACUGGGUGUUGUGGGUGA